AUGUCCGCCUCACGAGCAGCUCUUUCGUUAAUAGAGUCAGCCAUUAAAAAACAUAAUGUCGUCGUGUUCUCCAAAACAACAUGCCCGUUUUCAGCUCUAGCCAAGAGGAUUUUAAGUGAGGCAGGAGUUGAGGAGAUGAAAGUUUACGAAAUCGAACAAAGGCAAGACGCUGCGGAGAUCCAGGUGAGAAUAUGGAAAGUUAGCCAUUUAAGAGACAAAAUGAAAAUGGUGAUGAAAAUUUAUAUAGUAAUGGUUUGCCGAUAGAAAUCUUAAUACUUUGGGGUAUUUACCAUGAUUGUACCAAAUGCAUCAGUCAAUUCCGAUCUCGCUCCCAGCUGGAAGUAUACAUGUAACUUCUUAUUAAUGUGCAGAGUAUUCAUUCCUUGAAGCCCCAGUAUCCUCAUUCAAAUACAUGUACCCCAGACAGAUUUCCAUACAUAUUUUCUUUAAAGAGUUAGUUGAGAGAAUUCAUCAAAGGAUCAAUGCAUUUUCCCUUAAGUGAUCUUUUUACCAAUUCUCAUAACAACCUUUUCUUUUGAUUAUACAGUCAAACCUGUAUUAAGCAGUCACCCUUAGGGAAUGGCUAAGUGACCGCCCAAUACAAGUUGACCGCCCAAUACAGGUUGCAAGAAAUACAGUUCAAAAUUCGAUCUCCAGUGCUGAUCAAAUCAGACGUUUGCCCUCAAAUAGAAAUAUUCAUUUCCGGCAUUUUAAUGAUUUGCGAAAAUAAACAAGAAAAUCAAUUGUUGUACCAGGUGUGUUAGAGUAUUAAUAUUUGAAACUGUAUGAACAAGUAAUUGACACCGUGUGACCGUUUAAUACAGGUUAAGACAAUGAGACUUCGCAAAUGGUGACCGCGAUCGCUUAAUAGAGUUGACCCCUUAACAGAGGUUGAAAUUACAGUACAUCAAGAGAAGAAUUUUCGGGAAUUUGAAAACUGACCGCUUAAUAGCGGGUGACUGCUUAAUACAGUGCCGCUUAAUACAGGUUCGACUGUAGUGAUAUUGCUGAGAAAAUAUUGAUGUUGGUCAAGGGUUCAUGCAAUCAAUGAGGCAAGCAUAAUUUCAGCAACCCACUCUAAACACUUCAAACUGAAAAUCUUCAGAUUACAAAUGAACCUCCAUUAAAGCAGCCACCCUUGGGUUACUGGCAAGUGGCCACUUAUUGGAGGUUGGCCACUCAAUAGAGGUUCAUCAUAAAUAGAGUACUAAAGUGUGAUAUGUGUACUAAAGUGUGAUAUCAUAAAAAUGAAAUUUCUGGAAUUAUGGGAUUUGUCAGGAUGUUCUGAAAGAACAAUGUCCAAGAGGCCUACUUGCCAAAAAUGAGCAUUUCGGGGCAAAUUGUCUGUGAGAUCGUAGCCCAGUUAUGCUUAGAAAACUCCAUACAAACCCUUUUAAAUUUUUUUGGAUUGACCCCCCAAAAAAUUAGAAGGGUUUGUAUGGAGUUUUCUGAGUAUAACCGGCUAGCAUCUCAGAGACAAUUUGCCCCGAAAUGCUCAUUUUUGGCAAGUAGGCCUCUUGGACAUUGUUCUUUCAGAAUAUCCUGACAAAUGCCAUAAUUUCAGAAAUUUCAUUUUUAUGACAUCAUCACUUUAGUACUCUAUUAGCAUAACAUGAGCAUGUCCUUUAGCAGAAACAUCCCCUUUAGUUUGAAACAAACACAUGACAGGAGCAGCAUUAUUAGUCCAUGGUUCACAAUCAGUCAUCACCUAUCUUGGACUGGAUUUCCCUUCAUCAUAUUCUCAAGCCCUAGGAUUUCAAUUCCCAUGGAAAGCAAUUUUUUGGUUCCAUAACAAUAUUUUUUAUAUUUUGUGAAAUUCAUGGGAACCCAUCUCUUAAAUGUUUUUAAAUUUUGGCGCUGGACACCGGCGCCAUAAACCAGCAAUGUAUAAUUCCUGAUGGAACUGAUAGAUGCUAAACAUUUUAGUGUCAUAUAUGAGUCGUACCUAAUGAAUUGCCCAAGUAGUUAAGUAUCUGUCUGAAAAAAUAAUGAAUUUCUGUAAAUGGACCCCUAAGGCUGAAAAAGGCACUGCGAAACUAUUUUCUGGUUCUGUUACUGUAGACCACGGUAAAUACAUGGUACCAGAAACUUUCGUUACUGCGAAAUCCUAGGGCUCGUAUUCUUCAAAUAAAGCCAAACUAUUAAAGUGUACCAAGCGCUUGAUGGCAGCUUAAUAGAGUCGAAAACAAUGGGAGAACUCUUGUUGGGACAGCCAAAAGGUGGCCACGGCAGCUUGAUAGAGGUGGCUGCUUAGUGGAGGCAAUUAUUUCGAGACUACUACUUAAUAGAGGGUGCUGGCCUCGUAAUGGCGGUUCAACUGUGUUUUUCAUUUAAUCAUUACUAUAACAAAAUCCUCAAAUCUAAUGGCUAUCAACUGUCCUGAUUUCAGCACUAAUAGGACAGUGUAAUAGGACAGUACAUUGCUCGUGCGCACUUAAAUGCCCUUUUUAUUUUACUGCUGGAAAAAAACUCUUGGGAUUUCUUUUGUUUGAAUUUUAAAAAAGCCUUAAACAUCACAAAUUUUGUUACGGUUAUAAAUAAUUGGUAACAGAACUUCGUGUCGUCCAAUUCAGUCUGUAAUCAUACUCAGACUUUGUUAAUCACUUGUAUGAUUACAGACCGAAUUGGACUCCAUUCAGUCCUAUUACUAUUAUUUAUUAAAGGGCUAGCUUGGGGCCGUCAAUUUCUGUCAUUAGUGGUAUGAAAGGUAACCUGCACCACAGACAAAAUUAAACCCCUUGUCAAGUCACAUGAAACUUACACAAAGCACAGUGCUGGACUUGGCAGGAGCAAUAUCAUUUUGACAUUCGAUCGUUGUUACCAGCACUCCGUAACCUUUGGUUAUUACUAGUUUUAAGCUUUUCUUUCAGAUUUCAGAAAAUUUUGUAGAUGAAACCAGAAAAAAGCAAUUUUCAUGCAUGAUGUCACUGUUUUACACCAGUCUGGGACCAGAUCGUUUUAGCAAAUUUUUCUUAGACCACCUAUAAGCUGUAUGUCCUGACUGUUUCAUAUCUUGAUAUACACACACAGGCCCAUGAACCAAUGGUCAGGAAAAUUGGCCAUUAUCAUUAAUUUCAUUGCCUUUUGUGGCAAUCAGCAGUGUUGUACAGAUAACUACAGUGGUGUUGAUUGUAUGAAGUUUUGGAUCUUUGGGACCAGAUAAACUCUCUGUAAUGAAAUGGUGUCCAUGACAAGGGGUUUGAUUGUGACUUUAAUACAGAAGGGUGUUGUUUUUUUCAUCGAAAUGAUUUCUAUGUUCCCUUUUGUCUGUAGAGUGCCCUCCAGGUAAUGACAGGGAGACGAACAGUGCCUAAUGUGUUCAUUAAGGGAACAAGCAUUGGUGGAGGAUCAGAAACCGCUGAACUGUACCAGUCUGGCAAGUUAAAAGAAAUGCUGCAAGAGCAAGGAAUUGUAAAGUGA
Messenger RNA from Porites evermanni, 3420 nucleotides. NCBI's taxonomy places the organism in Eukaryota, Metazoa, Cnidaria, Anthozoa, Scleractinia, Poritidae. The record is from the annotation of a GenBank genome assembly.